AUGCACCCUGCUCUAGAAUCUCUGAGGGAUUACUUUUCGCAAUUUGGCGAGGUUCUCGAAUGCACCGUCAUGCGCGACAAUAACACGGGGCGAUCCCGCGGCUUCGGUUUCCUUACCUUUAAGGAUGCCAAGACUGUAAACAUCGUGAUGGUCAAGGAGCAUUUCCUGGACGGCAAGAUUAUUGAUCCUAAGCGAGCGAUUCCUCGUGACGAGCAAGAAAAGACGAGCAAGAUCUUCGUAGGAGGUGUUAGCCAAGAGACAACCGAUCAAGAGUUUAGGGAUUACUUUGCUCAGUUUGGCCGAGUAGUUGACGCAACCUUGAUGAUGGAUAAGGAUACGGGCCGCCCGCGGGGAUUCGGAUUCGUCACGUUUGAGAAUGAAGCCGGAGUGGAUGCGUGCCUCAACGCCAAAUUGGAGAUUCACGGCAAGUUUAUCGAAGUGAAGAAGGCCCAGCCCCGAGGCAACAUGAGGGAAGAAGAGGAGGCGGCACGGCGCAGCAAGUUCCGCAAGGGCGAGGAACAGCCGGCGAGCCAGCAAAAUUCGAUGGGCAGUCAGAUGAAUGCGGCGGGCAUGAGCCCGCAGGUGAUGGCGCAGUAUAUGCAGCGCAUGCAGCAGUACUUUUCCGUUAUGCAACAGCAGCAACUCGCCAUGAGCCGGGGCAUGGGCAACGUAAACCCCAUGAUGCAGCAGAUGAUGAUGGCGCAAAUGCAACAGCAAAUGAUGAAUCAAGGGCGGGGCGGACCUGGCCAGGGGCCCAAUGCAGCCAUGAUGAACCAAAUGAACCCCGCCAUGAUGCAGCAAAUGCAGCAGAUGAUGGCGGCCCAGGGCGGACCCGGCGGCCCUGGGGGAUGGACCAAGCGAGCCAAGGCGGACGGGGGCCAACUUUGGCGGCAACUUUGA
Parascedosporium putredinis is the source of this 900-nucleotide messenger RNA. The record is from the annotation of a GenBank genome assembly. NCBI's taxonomy places the organism in Eukaryota, Fungi, Ascomycota, Sordariomycetes, Microascales, Microascaceae.